UGUAUGAGAAGCAUGUCCAGCGGUGGUGACGCUGCCGGUGCCGCUGCCUGCGGGCCCCCAGAUGUGCAGGACAAGACAAGGCUAACUCACUGUGAUGGUGACUGGGGUGGCUGUGGCUGUCCUGUGAGGCACUUGUGACAGUAGGCGUAUGGGACCCUGUAUCCAGAGCGACAAGAUGGCCUUGAGAGGCAUGCGAAGAUGCAGGCAGAGAUUGGAAUGAAGCUUCUACAUGCCAAGGAAUGCCAAAGAUUGCCCAUAAGCUACGGAAGCUAGAGAAGAGGCAUGGAACAGAUGCUUCCUCACAGCUGUCAAAAGGAACCGAUCUUUCUCAACUCUGGACUUCCAGCCUCCAGAAAUAAGCCUCAGCUGGUGACUGGGUCCUGGUUUCUGGCCUUCCUGGAGCAACACUGUCCAGUCACUCUGGAGAUGUUCUACCCUACGCUGUGGUGUUUUGAGGGGCGGCUACAAACCAUCUUCCGAGUCUUAGUGCAGCCUCAGCCUCCAGUCGCUUACUGGAGUGAAGUCCUCCAAACCCCAGACGGAGGCCAGUUCCUGCUAGACUGGGCUUGCCAGCACGACAGGAGUCAGGGCCCUGACCCUACUACCCAGCCCAUUGUAUUACUGCUUCCUGGUAUCACAGGCAGUAGCCAGGACUCCUAUAUCUUGCAACUAGUUAACCAAGCUCUGAGGGAUGGCUAUAGAGCUGUUGUAUUUAAUAACCGGGGCUGCCGUGGGGAAGAACUGCUGACCCACAGGGCCUUUUCUGCUGGCAAUACUGAAGAUCUGGAGAUAGUUGUGAAACACAUAAAGCACCACUACCCCCGAGCUCCACUGUUGGCCGUGGGCAUCUCUCUUGGAGGGAUACUAGUGCUGAAUCACCUGGCACGAACAGGGCAGGCUUCUGGGCUAGUGGCGGCACUGACUCUAUCUGCAUGCUGGGAUUCCUCUGAGACCACUCGCUCCCUGGAGACCCCACUCAACUCACUGCUCUUCAAUCAGCGCCUCACUACUGAGCUCUGCCACAUUGUGAACCGAAAUAGAAAGGUGAUGGAAAAGGUGGUGAACGUAGACUUCGUGCUACAGGCCCGCACAAUCCGCCAGUUCGAUGAGCGCUACACAACUGUGGCCUUUGGAUACCAAGACUGUGUUACCUACUACCAAACAGCAAGCCCAAGAACCAAGGUAGAUGCCAUCCAGACACCUGUGCUCUGUCUCAAUGCAGCUGAUGACCCCUUCUCCCCAGUCCAUGCCCUUCCGCUACAGGCUGCCCAACACUCUCCCCAUGUGGCACUGCUUAUCACAGCCCGGGGUGGCCACAUUGGCUUCCUGGAAGGGCUGUUCCCCUGGCAACACUGCUACAUGAACCGUCUCUUGCAUCAGUAUGCCAAAGCCAUCUUCCAGCAUCCAGUGGAGCUGCUCAAACUCAGGGAUCUCUCAUGCUCUGAGGGAGGCAAGAGCUAACAGGAGUACCAAUGGGGUCUUAAUUCCGUCUUCACUUAUUUAUUAAAUAUCAACUUUUCCUGAA
Molecule: messenger RNA, 1525 nt
Organism: Canis lupus familiaris (dog)
Lineage: Eukaryota; Metazoa; Chordata; Mammalia; Carnivora; Canidae
Gene: ABHD1
Product: abhydrolase domain containing 1
Exons: 10
Coding region: 283-1461 (392 amino acids)
Biological process (GO): medium-chain fatty acid biosynthetic process; medium-chain fatty acid catabolic process
Molecular function (GO): monoacylglycerol lipase activity; acetylesterase activity
Source: RefSeq, a predicted model, not a curated record